GGAGAUAGUCGACUGCAUCAAUCAAGAAUGGACCCAAACUGGAAGACAAAAUUGGAUUUCUGCACCGAAGAUGAGUGUUUGGACAGAUGUGGUGUCAAUUCUGAGAUAACAAGAUUGUGUGAGUUGUUGCCUGAUGGGUACAACUAUACCGUUUGUCAGUUUGACAUCAUUGAUGAAGGCAUCACUGCUCUCCUCAGGUUGGAUAUAAAGACUGAGUGUAAUGCUCGUACUUGGCUCAGGCUGUUCCAGGAAAAGACGCGUACAAAUCUGCGAUUAUUAUGGACGGGGAAGGCAGGUGGGCUCAAGAAUAUCUUCAGUGCACAUUACCGGUGUCAGCAUGGCAGUUUCCGUAAAUCCCGUCCCGUCAGUUCAAGUUCUAGGACUAAGAUCACCAACUGCCCGGCCACUCUGGGUAUCGCUGUCAAACGGGUGCCCAAGAGAAACAGGUCAUUGGAUGUUCACGUCGGAGAGCUACCAACAGUGAUCCGGCUGUCUUUUACACAUAACCAUCCUGUGAUGUGUGUCAAAGCAUCAGACUCCUGCAGUGUUUCUGGAGACAUCACUGAGAUAGACAACAAACCUGUUGACUCUGGACACACACCUUCUGCAGCACUCCAUGCACACAAGUUCCCUGCAUGCAUUGCAAUCAACAAGAGGUUAUCUCCUGGCAUAGCACCUCUAAAGAGAAGUAAUCAACUAGAAAGCAAGGCUUGUACUAAAGCAAAGAUAAUUUGUGAACGUUUGGUGAAAUCAGAUGCUCCCAGACCUCGUACAGAUAUGUCCGGAGCCGUCAAUAAAAGGAAGCAAGAAGAAAUCAAAGUACACAAGUUUACAGUAACAGGAAAGAUGAAAGUGACAGUAGGUGAAAUUUCGGAGGCUGAUGUGAAAACUAGAUUGCAUGAACGCUGGAAAUCUGCGUUUGGAGAUGAAAAUGAAGCUGAGUUGGUACGCCUUAUCCUGGAUAUGGAACCACGCAGUUUCAUUUUAUCCAGACUCGAUGUGCGUAGACUUAGUUAUCAGUUUGCAGAAAGCAAAAACAUUGAACAUAUCUUUGAUAGGGAGUCUGGAUUGGCCAGUGAAUUCUGGAUUGAAGGCUUUCUCAUACGCCAUCCUGACAUUGUGCUUGGGAAAGCUGAUAGCUUGUCACAGCCUCAUGCACCAUCUUUGCAAGAGGUUACAAGAUAUUUUGAUCGCCUUGGUGGGAUAAUGGACAGGGAGUCUUUUCACCAGUCAGCGGAGAAAAUUUACAACGUUGACGAGUGCAGUCUCACAAUGAUGAACCACUCAGGGUCCACGCUUGUGCUAAAAGGGAUGAAGUCGGGCAUUAGUGAAACAAAUUCAGAGAACAGUGUCAAGGAGACUGCAGUAGUUGUUUGUUGUAGCGCCACUGGUCAGUACAUCCCACCGUUCAUUAUCCUCAAUGGAAAGAAGAGGGAGGAGUUUUCUGAUGGAUUGCCCGACAUAUCAUCCAUCAACGAAGGCUCAUUCCUAAAAUGGCUGAAACUAUUUCGCAAGCAUGCCGUUGAAGGAAAAGUGCUACUUAUCAUCGAUGGACUUCACAAAUCAUAUGUGAAGAGCGUUAAGGUGCAACGAUACUGCAUCGAUCACGACAUCAUCCUGUUCUGCUUGCCCAGUCGUGGCAAGGAAUACCUACAACCAUUGAAUCAAUGUGUGUUCAAUUCACUGCAGGACAACUGGGAAUUUGUGAGGGAUUCACUAUUACAUGAGGAUCCACAAGCAACCAUCACAGAGCACAACUUUAGCGCACUUUUCGCAGGAGCUUGGCGGAGAACUGCUUCGGUCGCAAGUGCCACCUUAGGAUUCCGGGCAUGCGGGAUACACCCAUUUAAUCCAGUUCCCAUACCCAGUGAUGUUUCUACACCAUCUAGGACCAGCGAGAGAGAAUCGAACAAAGUGAAAGUCAAAGUAAAAGAAGAAGAACCAGUGUGCAUCACUGAGACGCAACCAGACUCACCAGUUGUGCAAGAGAGGACAGGUGCUGAAUAUGCUGCUAUUAAUGCCAAAUGUACUGGAGAAACUGAGGCAUCAAAUGCUCAUAUGUCUUCAAGUCAUGUUGUUGCCAAGGGUGCGGAUGGUGAACCCUUGCAUUCCUGUGGGUGCUGUGGUGGAUUUACUUGUAGUGAGUGUGACCAGGGUUGGAUUGCUUGCUAACUUUGAAGCCUGUACUUAGCUUUGGUAAGGGGUCAGUACUCAGUAAUGUUAAUUAUAUUUGAGUAUCAUCUUACAUUCCAAUCUUACAAACUUGUAGUAGUGGCUAGAUUUUUUUUUCAACUAGCGAUUCUCUGUGAAAAUUUAAGUAUUCUCAUCAAACAUAUCUAGUGCCCUCUAUCAGCAGUAUUUUUGUUUUCCUUUAAAAGGGCUCUAAAGUUGAACAUUUAUCUUGCAACUUUAGGGACUGGAUAUCAUAAAGCUACAAGCAUUAUAUCCUGAAAUUUUCAGUCCUGUCCCUGCUUUGGAAUAGGUUUUCUAUCAAAUAGAAAAAUCCACACAGAUGUUUUAUAUUGAUCAAACUACAUUUCCAUGUGAAAUCACAUUUUUCCCCCUGUAAAACAUACAGUACAUUCAUCUCAUAUCCUCCACAUCUUAACUGUUUUAGGGCAUACAUAUUCAUAUAAUCUAGUAAUGAAUAGUAAUAGUUAUAGCCAGAUUUUGGGGUAGUUACCAAUGCUAAAGAUAGACUUUAACGUAGGUUCAGUUACAGACCUACAUGUAGGCCCCAUUGCAUAAACAUUACCAUUAUGGCAACUUUUCCAUCUAACGGUAGCUGCUAUGGAAUCCUUGAUUUUGAUUGGCUGUUAAGCAUUGUCAUCGUGGUAAUCACCAUUGGAUGGCAAAGAAAACAUUAACAGUAAAUAUUUUAUGCAACGGGGCCCAGGGAGGCAUUUCAUCAAAAUUUGUUGUCUGAUAAGUUGUCAGGGGCCCGUUGCAGAAAGAGAUUACAAUAAAACGCAACUCCAAAGAUCAAAUGCAACUUAAAUUUCAAACAAUGGAAUAUGUGUAUUAUGGACUUGCUCAUGAUAAUUCGAGAUUCGUUUAAA
Molecule: messenger RNA, 3059 nt
Organism: Lytechinus pictus (painted urchin)
Lineage: Eukaryota; Metazoa; Echinodermata; Echinoidea; Temnopleuroida; Toxopneustidae
Exons: 5
Coding region: 28-2172 (714 amino acids)
Molecular function (GO): nucleic acid binding
Source: RefSeq, a predicted model, not a curated record